AAAAAGUAUAUGGAGCUAACGAAAGGUGCUGCUGACAAUUACCAUCAGUCAUGGUGGAAAAGGCAUGGAGUAGUCCUUGAUGGAGAGAUUGGCGCUCUUUACUUUAAACAAGGAAAUUAUGAUCUUGCUGCUAAGUCAUAUGAAAAAAACUGUGCUCUUUAUGCUGGAGAAGGAUGGCAAGACUUGUUGGCUGAUGUUCUUCCUAAUCUGGCAGAAUGCCAGAAAAUCCUAAAUGAUCAAGCUGGCUACCUUUCAUCAUGUGUUCGGCUAUUAUCAUUGGAUAAAGGUUUAUUUUCAAUUAAGGAAAGGCAAGCUUUUCAGUCUGAGGUUGUUCGACUGGCUCCUGGUGAGAUGAAGCAUCCAGUGCCUCUAGAUGUUUCAUCAUUAAUUACAUUUUCCGGAAAUCCCGGUCCACCACUUGAGCUAUGUGAUGGUGACCCUGGUACAUUGUCAGUAACUGUGUGGAGUGGUUUUCCUGAUAAUAUUGCUCUUGAGUCUCUUAGCUUGACAUUAAUGUCGACAUUUAGUACUGAUGAAGGAGUGAAGGAUAUAAAAUGCUCGAAUGAGCCUGUACUAAAACCUGGCCGUAACCUUGUUAUGCUUGAAUUACCACCCCAAAAGCCAGGGUCCUAUGUAUUAGGUGUUCUUACGGGGCAGAUUGGGCAGUUGAGAUUCAGAUCACAUAGCUUUUCUAAAGGUGGGCCACCAGAUAGUGAUGAUUUCAUGAGUUAUGAAAAGCCAACCAAGCCUGUAUUGAAGGUGCACAAACCAAGACCUUUAGUUGAUAUUACUGGGGCAGCAUCAUCUGCAUUGUUAAUAAAUGAAGUUCAAUGGGUUGGACUAAUUGUAAGUCCAAUGAACUACUCCCUUAAAGGUGCUAUCUUGCAUAUAGAUACUGGUCCUGGAUUGAUGAUUGAAGAAUCUCAAAUGAUUGAGAUGGAGCUCUACAGAAAAUUGACAGAUCAUUUUGUCAAACAAGAUGCAUGUUCAACUGAAGUAUGUGAGAAGUUGCUGCUAGAAAAAGGCCAACUAGCUUUUCCAGACUGGGCUGGUGAUGUAGCUACUGUCUUGUGGCUUCCUGUUCGUGCCAUUGACAACAUGCUGGCUCGUGGAACCUCUUCUGUAAAUCCUUCUCGGCACAGUGUUGUAGAUGGAAUGAGGAUGAUUGCUUUGAAGCUUCAAUUUGGGAUUUUUCGAAACCAAAUAUUUGAGAGGCAUGUGGUGAUUUUGAUAUUUCUUUUUAUUAUUUAUCAUUGGAAUUUACAAUCAAACAUGUACAUGCCAAAUCCUUUGUAGUUGCUGCAAACUUCUCAGUU
Molecule: messenger RNA, 1316 nt
Organism: Phalaenopsis equestris
Lineage: Eukaryota; Viridiplantae; Streptophyta; Magnoliopsida; Asparagales; Orchidaceae
Product: trafficking protein particle complex II-specific subunit 130 homolog
Exons: 4
Biological process (GO): intra-Golgi vesicle-mediated transport; early endosome to Golgi transport
Cellular component (GO): TRAPPII protein complex
Molecular function (GO): protein binding
Source: RefSeq, a predicted model, not a curated record